AUGGGUCGGCACGGGUCGCACGGGUCAGCGUGGGUCGGUGUGGGUCGGCGUGGGUCGGCGUGGGUCGGCGUGGGUCGGCGUGGGUCGGCGUGGGUCGGCAAGGGUCGGCAAGGGUGGGGGGGGGGUCGGCGAGGGGUGGCAAGGAUCGGCAAGAGGGUCGGCAACGGCCGGCAAGGUUUGGUAGGGGUGGGGGAGGGGGUUGGCAUGGUCGGCAACGGUCGGCAAUGUUUGACAAGGGUGGGGGAGGGGGUUGGCAAGGGUCCGGGGGAGGAUGUCGGCAAGCUUUUCCCCUUCUCCCCUAUUCCUCCGUCCACCCCGCCCUCUCUGGGUGCGCGCAGAGCAGAAAAUGAGACGCGAAUCGAAGGAGGGUGUGGAUGGGGAGGAGUUGGGAGCGGCGGCAGCAGCAGCAGUGGCGUCGCGUCGCCGACUGCUGCGGGCUGUCGGGACACGUUGGGGGACGACGCGGGCGAUAAAGCGGCGCAGGCGCGGUCGAAGCUGUAUCCAUCGGCGCUCAGCGAAGGCGGUGGCGACGUGCUAAUAGUGAAAGCAGGAAGGCCGCCCGCGGAUGCGCAUCGGGCCAGGGGCGGCAUGUUCCGCAAGAAGCAGCAGCGGGGGAAGGGCAGGCGGAGCGUGUUCGUGUACGAGCUGGUUCGCGCGCCGGCGGCGGUAGGCGGCGGGGAUCAGGGGGGGCACAAAUUGCCGCGCGCGAGAACAGCAGGCGCAGCAGAGAACGGCAGUGCUGGGUUUCAGGGGUUGGAAGGCGCGGAAGGAUUCACAGAAGGAUCGGCGGAGGGUGCAAGAGGAAAGGCGCGGGGCUGGCAACAGCGGUCGCUGGAUCGAAGCGACACGCAUAGUGACAUUGCUGACGUGGACGAAUGGCGGAAAGAGAUGGAAAAGUAUCUGGCGGAAAAGGAACCGCGGGCGAGCCAUGAUUCGACUGGCGCGCCACAAAGCAGCGAAGGGGAGGCGGGAGUCGACCGGUGGGACCUGGACGCGGAUAUCGAGGCGCACUGUAGCGAGGAUGGAAGCAGCGCCGUGCUGUCCGCCGACACGAGUGGCGGCGGCGAAGACGCGUGGGGCGUUGGGGACAGCAGCGGCAGCGAGGACCAGCGAGCGAGGCGGCAGGGGCGAGAUGAAGAAGUAACAGAGUUGGGAGUGGAUCGGGAGGAGUUGAGAGCAGUGAGGUGGGACGAGGAUUGGUUUGAAGAGGCGGAUGAUGGGGUGUUGCUGGUGGACGAGGGGCGGGUCGUGCUCGCGGCAGCAUCGGCUUCUGGGUCAGACAGUGGCGAGCGCAGCGGAAUCAGAGAACAGGGGAGUGCGCGGGGUUGUGAAGGAGCAUCCGCGCGCGUUGCUCGUCCCGCGGCUCCUACUGCUGCCGCGCCGAGCGCAUCUCCCCCCGCUGGCGCAGCAGUCCCUUCCGCUGCGCCGCCCCGCGCCGUCCGCCAAGCCAGCAGCAGGGCCGCUGUUGCGCGCGCUGCAGCUCAGGCGUUUGGCGAUAGAAGCAGCGGCGACAGUGACGGCAACCCCGGCAGUGGUAGCGACAGCAGCAGCAACAGCAGGGGCAGCAGGGAGGGCGAGCGACCCGCGCUGCUGCGAUGCGAGGGCGUGCUGGGGAGCAACCGCGUGCGCGCGUUCGACCCCAGCGAGUACGAGACAAUGGCAGCUGCAGCAGCAACGGAUGCUGCAGCCAAAGCUGUGCCUGAGGGCUGUGCGGGCGCACGUGCAGUGGCAGAGGGAGGGGCGAGGGAAGGCCGGGGCGAGGCUGAGGCCCUACCCCAUCCCCCGUCCUCUCGCGCAGCUGCAUGCUCUUCAUCCAGCCUUUCCCCAUCUCCCCGCCUGCCACCCUCCCCUGGCUUGAGAAGGCAGAAAUCCGCUGCUGCUGCGCUGGCCUCUGCUGCGCCUCGUGUGUCGCUUGCUGCGGUGGAAACGACUCAAAGGCAGACUUCGGUUUCAGCUUCGGCCAAGCCUAGGCCUCUAAGUCGUGCCAACUCCGCUGCCCCGGCCUUGCUGCACCCGCAGCCCAUCUUGCUGGCCGGUGGGAAGCGAUUCAGCACCCGCUGCCCUGCUGCUGCAGCAGCUGCUGCUGCCGCCGCUGCUACUGCUGCAAACGGCGGUGGUGCUAGUGCUGCUGCUGCAGCGGCUGCAAAUGGUGCUGGCGCUGUCUCUGCUCCCAAUAAUGGUGGUGUCGCUACUGCUGCUGUAUCUGGGAAAGCAAAAUCAGGGAGAUCAGUAGAGGGGGCAGGAAUAGCAGGAGGGAAGGGAGCAGUGGGGAUCAAAGCGAGUGCGGUGGUAUACCACCCAGCCUUCAGCAGCUACCGACACCAGGCUGACGUGGCAGCCCAGGAGGAGGAGGCGAGUCUGAGGGAGCUGGAGCAGCAGCUGGAGAGAGAGAGGAGGAGGGAGGAGGAGGAGGAGGAGGAGGAGGAGGAGGAGGAGGAGGAGGAGGAGGAGGAGGAGGAGGAGGAGGAGGAGGAGGAGGAGGAGGAGGAGGAGGAGGAAGACUUGUUGGCAGAGGCUGGUGAGAGGGGAGUGAGGGAGGUUCGAGUGAGGGAGGGCGAGUGGGAGGAGGGGGAGGCUUGGAUGGUAAAGAUGCCGGGAAGGGGGGAGUCAAGGAGGCUGGAGGAGCUUUGUGAGAAAGCAGUUGGAAUGGGUGCUGGUGGGGUGGGGAUGGGGGGAUUGGGCGGGAUGGAGAUGUACUUGGAGUUGGAAAGAGGGGUGGUGAGCAUUGGGCCUGGUGUGCAUGGCUGGAGAGAUCAUGCAGUCACAUCGCCAGCACCUGUACCUCCUCCCAUGCGACGAUCCCGCACGGACACGAGGCAGGAGAGGAGGGCACGGGAGCAGCGAGAGGAAAGGGAGCAGAUCGAGCACAUGGGUGCAUGUGUGAAACAAGAUGUGGAACUGGAAGCAGCGGCGCCACCCAUGCAGCGAUCACGGACUGACACGAGGCAGGAGAGGAGGGCACGGGAGCAGCAGGAGCAGAGGGAGCAGAGGGGGCAGAUGGGUGUAUGUGCAAAAAAAGAUGCUGAAACAGUGCCCGCACCACCUCCCAUGCGACGGUCUCGAACUGACACAAGGCAGGAGAGGGCGAUGAGGGCACGGCAGCAGGCAGUGGCACCAUCAGUGAGGGUUGGGGGCAGCGCGCGGAAGGGGAGCAGCGGAGGGGAAGCAGGCAGCGGGCGGGUGUUGCGGCGAGGCAAGACGCAGCCGAGCAGGUGCAUGGAACAACGGGAGGGGGUGCCCCGGCGUAGAGAGGGGGACCUGCUCAUCCACACCCAUGCACUAGGACACGACGCAGAGAUUCUGGUGCUGGACAACCGAUAA
Closterium sp. NIES-65 is the source of this 3321-nucleotide messenger RNA. The record is from the annotation of a GenBank genome assembly. Lineage: Eukaryota; Viridiplantae; Streptophyta; Zygnematophyceae; Desmidiales; Closteriaceae.